ACUAACCAGCGUAGCUUGGUCUGCCUAGACUCGUAUACUAAUCUUGCUCUCAGCAUCAAAAACAGGCCUGGUCUGGGCUGAACGGGGCCUAGGUGUGACGUCAUCGACAGCUCACCCCAGUGCCCUCAUUCGUAUAUCAGUUCAAACGCGCCUAUCGCACGGAGACCUGAGCGAAGCAAUAAAACACUAAAUCCUAGGAAAAUGACAAUCGCACCCCUGUCGAAUAUCCAAGUCACCUCUCGCCAGAUUCCACGAUGGCAGCACAUACCAAACACCUCGAUUCAAUCCAAGCCCCUCAUGAUCUACCACAGAGCCUUCACUGCGACUCCUGACCAACUCGCGUCCCAUCUCAGCAAAGUUGGAGAGGUCAUGCCACAGUGGGUUUACGGGAUGUAUAGCCAGACACACUUCCACAGCACUACGCAUGAAGUCUUGGGGGUUGUGUCCGGUCGUGCGCGUCUUUGCUUCGGUGGCGAGCACAACCCGAAUCGGUUCGAACCCACCGUUGAGAGGGGUGACUUGAUCAUUGUCCCUGCCGGUGUGGGCCAUCGCCUACUGGGGGACCUUGACAGCCAGGAGGGUUUCAAGAUGGUUGGUGCCUAUCCAGGGGAUAAAUCGUGGGACAUGUGCUAUGGCAAGCCAGAGGAUGAGGAACAGAUUGAGAAUAUUAGGAACGUGGAAUGGUUUCACGGAGACCCGUUGUUUGGACCUGAUGGGCCAGCUCUACAUGUGUAGAGGCAGUAAAUCAAGGCAAAAAGAAAGCCCCACUAAGGUCUAAUGGCCGCAUCGUGGUUGGCAUGAGCAAAAAGAAGAAAAAGAUAUGGGACCAACCGGGAUCGAACCGGUGACCUUUAGAUUACACUACUUCUUAGAAGUAGGAGGCUGAAGUUGAUUCUUCAGUCUAACGCGCUCCCAGCUGCGCC
Messenger RNA from Aspergillus candidus, 923 nucleotides. Its product is annotated as cupin domain-containing protein. Lineage: Eukaryota; Fungi; Ascomycota; Eurotiomycetes; Eurotiales; Aspergillaceae. Bases 202 to 735 code for a protein of 177 amino acids. The transcript has 3 exons. The record is from RefSeq and is a predicted model, not a curated record.